Molecule: messenger RNA, 1783 nt
Organism: Trifolium pratense (red clover)
Lineage: Eukaryota; Viridiplantae; Streptophyta; Magnoliopsida; Fabales; Fabaceae
Product: probable purine permease 11
Exons: 2
Coding region: 348-1499 (383 amino acids)
Cellular component (GO): membrane
Molecular function (GO): purine nucleoside transmembrane transporter activity
Source: RefSeq, a predicted model, not a curated record
AACACCUCAUUUUAUUAUUUCUAUAUAUCUCUUCCUAUCACAUCCAUCUCAUGGGGUGCAACUGCACCCCUUACCUUAUUGUCCAGUCAGUCCGGUCCUUAUUUUUUAGCUGAUCAAACUUGCUUGCUUAUGAAUUUCACUCAUACUACGACUCCAAAAUUAUCUGCAACGAUGAAUUCAAUCACAACACAACAUAGUCAAACUUUUUACUUUGUCGUGUUUCAUUUGCCUUCUAUUGUCUAGUCUACAAUACAUAUUUCAAAUUUGGCUGCACAUGAUACUUUGUAUAAACUGAUAAUGUUAUCAUCUAGUUUCAUUUCAUACCUUUUAGUUUUACACUUUUUUUAAUGGAGAUAGUUCAGGAUCUGCAUCCACAAACUACUGCUACUACUACUACUACUACUACAGAGGAAGUAAAAGAGCACCCUCAACAUCAAAGAUUCAGAGAUUACAAAUGGUGGAUUCGUGUAUCUCUCUACAUAGUAUUUCUUUUGGUAGGUCAAUCUGCAGCCACUCUUUUGGGAAGACUAUACUACGACAAAGGUGGUAAUAGUAAAUGGAUGGCAACAUUUGUUCAAUCUGCUGGAUUCCCUAUACUACUUCCACUUUUUUUUAACUUCACACCACAUGCCAAAUCUACUAACAUAAACAUCAAUGAUUCCUCCAAAAAAACCAAACCAAAAUUUUCCACCCUUGUUCCCCUUUACAUAUUUUUUGGCUUGCUUUUAGCAGGGGACAAUUUGAUGUAUUCCUAUGGACUUCUAUAUCUUUCACUUUCCACUUAUUCUUUACUAUGUGCAACACAAUUAGCCUUCAAUGCAGUAUUUUCUUACUUCCUAAAUUCCCAAAAGUUCACAGCAUUCAUAUUCAAUUCUGUAGUCCUCCUUACGAUGUCAGCUUCGCUGCUCGCAGUCAAUUCCGAUUCUGACGGCUCAACGGAUCUUCCUAGGCAUAAACAAAUACUUGGAUUCCUCUGCACUCUUGGUGCAUCUGCUACAUUUUCUUUAUAUCUUUCCCUUGUGCAGCUUUCUUUUGACAAAGUUAUAAAAAGCGAAACCUUUUCUGCUAUCUUGAACAUGCAAUUUUACCCUUCUUUUGUCGCUACUUGUGUUUGUGUUGUUGGGUUGUUUGUAAGUGGAGAAUGGAAAAGUUUGAAUAAGGAGAUGAAGGAAUAUGAAAAGGGAAAAAUGUCAUAUAUAAUGACUUUGUUUUGGAUUGCUGUGACUUGGCAAAUAUCUUCCAUUGGUAUGAUAGGGUUAGUUUUAAAUGUAUCUUCAUUGUUCUCAAAUGUAAUAGGUACAGUGGUACUGCCUGUAGUUCCUAUCCUUGCUGUUAUUUUCUUCCAUGACAAGAUCAAUGGAGUAAAGUUUAUAGCAUUGAUGUUAGCAAUAUGGGGAUUUCUUUCCUAUAUUUAUCAACAUUAUAUCGAUGACAAAAAAGGCAAAGCAAAUAAAGCUCAUCAUCCUGAAGUUUCAAGGGGUGAGGUAGAAAUUUGCUGAUGGAAAUAGACCAAAUUUUUAUGAAGCUAUAGUAAUUUGGUUUGGAAUUGAGUUUGAGACAAAAGCUAGGACAAUGGUUAUGUUGCUGCUUCAGAUUUGAGAAUUGUAUAUAUUUUUUUUGUCCAAUUACAGCUUUGAAUUUUUUCUUUUAGAAAACACCUUUGUAUAUUAUGACAAGCUGCCUUUGAAUAGAGAAUUACUAGGGUAAGAGCAUCAUACUGAUGUCAAAGACAGAGGACACAAAGAACAACAACUUAUCAUAUAUUGCUGUGGAUUUGGUAUUA